UGCCGGGCAACUACAGAUUAAUGUACGACAAAAAAGACCGUGGGCCACUUUAAAUCCUGUGCAGCAUGAGACACGGAGGUGUCAGGCCUUUACCAGAUAAAGACAAGAUCAACGAGCAAUCGAAAACAUCCGAGAAAAAUUGCUUCUUGAGCAGAUUCACAGCAGAUUCCAAGAAAUUGAAUCACUGCACUAAGAGAGAUGAGAAGCAGAAGAUGAAGCGACUGAAGACCCGCAAGGAAAGGAGUCUGAUGAGAGGCGGUUGGAAAGAGACCUCAAACACCAAAUCGCAUCACCAUUACUGCAGCCGCCAAUGCAGUAAAGACAUGGCACAUUUCCAUAACUGCUGUCAUAGUAGCUGUCAUUGUCCUUCAAAGAAACAGACACAGUUUCCAGGCGUCGCUCCUGCUGUACUGGAGCCCAGUAUCAUCACAGACAGGCGCCUGAUAGGACACCAGGGCCUGUUCAACUAUGAAGUGAAGUCUAUUGAUAUUGAACGCCUGCUGAGUGAGCAGAGGAAACUCAAGCAAAGUGGACAGCAUGUAAAAGAAAAAUACAAAGCUUCUUCACAUCUAUCUUCAUCAUCUUGCAUUCCUGCACCAUUCUCCUGUGAUCCUUUGUUGGGUGCUGAUACCGAUGAUGCUGUGCCAUCUAAAAAGAAAGCAGACCCUUCUACAAAGGCCCAUUAUGAUUCCCAAGAGAAAGAAAGUCAAAACCUUCAGUUUAAUAGUCAAGAAUUAGAUGUUACACCAGGGCAGAGACCACAGCAACAACUUGAUCGUUCAUUUGGAAGUUUUAAAAGCGUCCGUUCAUCUAAACACAGCUCCCUCAGUGUAGGACCAACCAAGACCAUUAAGACCAGCAAUUUCAUGUCUGAAAAGGACAUGGAGUCACAGCUGACUCCCAUUGUUGACAGAGACAAUCUGAAGACAUUAAAAAAGAAGGUAAAGAGAAAAAUGAUGCCUACUCUUGAACUAACGGCGAAGACUCGGGAGUCUCCUGUCUACCAGAAGCAAACCAGUGGUCCGAACCCAAGCCCGCUUCAACUCCAAAGCUCACUCGCUGCUGAUAGCUUUGAUGUACAGUGCAGAAGACACAAUCCCAAAAAUGUGUCUAAGACUGUCAGUGCAGUGGCAGUACGUUUGUGUGACAGUCUGGAAUUCCGACUUUUGGGAAGGGCAAACCUUCUGUCAGAGAGCAGGGAAGUGCUGUUGAAAUCGCUGCGGGAGAAGCAUGGACCCUGUCUUCAAGAAAACCUCCUUGAGGUGCAGAGAGGCUUUAGCUUUGGAAUGGAUCCCACAAACGCUGUCCAGGAUCAGGAAAUCAUGACAGAUGAACAUGAGGUCUUCCCUCCAGAUACGUCUUUCACAAUGAAAGGAAGCAAGACUUUUAACUGGAAAUUCAGUCCACAGCUGCACCACAAUGAGGAACAGUUCUUCAUGGACUUUGAGCCAUCAGGACCUUCAGCAAGCGAAGGGUUUACCCCCUCUCUCACCUUGUGCAGAGAAGAAAUAGCCUCUGAGCGCCAGGAAAAUAGUUUCAACAGGUCAAACAGCAAAGAGUCAGUGAUGUUUGAUUUCUUUGAAAAUAGCUUUGUGAACUGCACCAGUGAUAGAGAGAGGAGACCUGGGCUGCAAUGUCGUGGUGCCAACAUCCAGCCCUUCUUUUCUCACCAAGCACAGCUGGCAGAUGGACAGCCAGCAGAGCCAACAUACUUUCCCCAGAAGCAAGACCCGCUUACAGAUAACAGAUACUCUUUUUCUCCCCUUUUCCCUGCCAAAAUUCCCAAUUUUUAUCAGAGCAAUUCCCUCUUCCCUUUCAGUCAGUUCCUUCACCCUUUAGCUUGCUCUCCUCCCAGAUCCCACCACACUGACAUGGUGCAUUACCCCCCAUCUCAAAUGCUUGAAAGAAGCACAAAUCCUCUUUCUUCUCUACUGAGCCCUGUGCACUGGUCCUUCCCUGCUAUGAGGCUAUACUAAUAUGUGGUAAAACUUUCCAUACAGAAAUGCCUGUGGACAUUUUUAGGGCUAACGAAAGAACAAUUUUCUCUUAAUUCAAAUCAUCCAGACUUUUUGUUCACAGAAAAUGUGUUUUCAUAUUUUAUUAGAAAAAUAGCAUGUAAUGUAAUAGCAAUAGCUAUCUUCUCAUUUGUCUCUUCUUUUACCACAUGCUGAGAAAAAGAAACACACAAUUAUGCAUUACUUGCAUCUUUGGAA
This is a messenger RNA of Amphiprion ocellaris (clown anemonefish), 2213 nucleotides long. RefSeq lists its product as uncharacterized. The coding region runs from base 66 to 1976 and encodes 636 amino acids. NCBI's taxonomy places the organism in Eukaryota, Metazoa, Chordata, Actinopteri, Pomacentridae. The transcript is spliced from 4 exons. The record is from RefSeq and is a predicted model, not a curated record.